This is a messenger RNA of Triplophysa dalaica, 1767 nucleotides long. RefSeq lists its product as uncharacterized. The record is from RefSeq and is a predicted model, not a curated record. NCBI's taxonomy places the organism in Eukaryota, Metazoa, Chordata, Actinopteri, Cypriniformes, Nemacheilidae. The transcript has 6 exons. Bases 307 to 936 code for a protein of 209 amino acids.
UCUCUCAAUAUAUGUGAAGUAGAUGCUCAUAUUAUAUAAGAUAUACGAAGUGCUCUAACAGUUACAAGAUUGUCUAAAGGGUAAUACAGAUUAAACUCGAGAAAUAUGGUAUAUAGAGAUAUAAAACUGUGAGUUUUAUGAAGUGUGUACUUGUGUUGUGCAGCUAUGUGGCAGUGUUGAGAUGAUCUCUCUCUUAAGACUUUCAGGAGAAAGACGCACAACAUGAGACGAUAUUUUCAACUCUUGAGUAGUUUGAAGUGAAAGUUAAAUGUUUAAACGCUCGUGCGCGUUUGCGAUCAUCAAUUGAUGUAUGUUUCAUCUCGGCAGUGUGAAAACAGACAGAUCAUGGGUGCUGUCAAUGUUUGUCUAAUGCUUCUUCUGGUUUGGACCCUCACAGCUGUCUGUAAAGAUGACGAUAUUACAUGUGAAGAUGUGACCGGACAUGUGGGAAAAGAAUUAACUCUCACCUGCAGAAUCUCAUAUCAGAGCCACACAUGCUGCAUUAUGAAGUACAAGUUUUAUAAUGAAGACGAAAUCCACAGAGAAGAGUUUAGAAAAGAUCCCUGCAUACAUCUGACCAGCUUUUCAUGUCCUUACACUGCAAAUGAAGUCACGACAACAAAGAUUAAGUUCUUUUCGCAAACCACAUGUGGAGCAAAAACAAGAGAAUUCACUGUGAACAUAACAGACGCUGUUAAAGAAGAAGACACAGCAGGUGGAACGAAUAGAAUCGAAGCUGAACCUGCACCUGAAGAGAAAGCUCCUGUACAAGCAGGGGAUAGAUCAACACUAGCCGUUAUCAUUUCUGUCCUGAGCUGUUUUAUCAUCAUCGUCAUGGGAUUUACUCUCAGAAAGAAACGCAACAUUACCAACACUCCCAAAUUCAAGAAGGCUGAAGUUUGUGUGUGUGAACAUGCCGAUAAGCAUCCAGUAUAACAAAAUACAAUCUUUUUUUAAAGUAAAGCUUUUAUAGUAUCUUGAGUUUUAAAAGUAAGACUGUAAAAAUAAUGUGAUCAAUAGGUCAUGUCAUGUUAUCAUAUGACAUUCCCAUUCAAUUUAAGGCAGUUUUGUUCCUGCACAAACUCCAUCACAUGUGCUGGUCACAAUAAUAGUCCAUAGAGAUAUAAAAUAUCCGUUGUGUAUACAGACCGAAUAAAAGUAACUGACUGUUGAAUGGUGAAAUAUUUAAAAGCAUGGUUAAUGGUUUGAAAGGGAAUAAAAGGCUACUUUAGCCUACUUUUUGAUUUCUGUGAAAUAAUAUUCUUAUUCAUUUGUUUGAUCAGAGUGUAUAUCUUGAAAAUUAAAAUGCUUAUUGUUUUCUCUGAGCAUUAACAUGAAAUGAAAAGUAUGUUAUAGUUAUAUAUGCAUAUGAAGAGUUUGGUUUCAAGAUGAGAACUGUUUGUUUAUUAUGCAUUACAAUUAAUAUCAUCAAACUGCAGUUGGUUUGUUUUGAUUUAAGCCACAACAACUACAAAAAUACAGCUUACUAACACAAUAAAACCAAAUAGAAACAUAAUAACAAGAUUUCUUAAUUUGUUUAUCUCAUUUUGUAACCAAACUCUUCUAUGAUAAACUACCAUGUGAAAGUAAGAUGCACAGAUAAGGAACUAGGUUUGUCUAUUAUUGAUUCUUUCCAUUGUUUACUGUGUGUGUGCGUGCGUGCGUGUCACUUACUAUCAAGAUUAUUUUAUUACACAAAGUUAUAAAAGGAUGUUCAUUGUUUAUUGUUUAAAUGCAUUAUAAUAAAACAAUUUGUGACACUCUGUA